Myxocyprinus asiaticus (Chinese sucker) is the source of this 2054-nucleotide messenger RNA. Its product is annotated as tetraspanin-1-like. Gene Ontology annotation, cellular component: membrane. NCBI's taxonomy places the organism in Eukaryota, Metazoa, Chordata, Actinopteri, Cypriniformes, Catostomidae. The coding region runs from base 634 to 1371 and encodes 245 amino acids. The record is from RefSeq and is a predicted model, not a curated record. The transcript has 8 exons.
CUGUACAUUCAAUAAUUACCCUUUGUUCUUAAAGUGACUCAUUUGAAUGUGUCUCAGGCAUUGAGAGACAAAAACACAAUGUUUGUCUGCAUACUGUUGGUCCAGUACUGCAAUUGCUGCAACUGCCUACAUGCACAAAAGUGUGACAUCACAGCACACAUACAGCAAAAGUUUACAAAGAGAGAUGUACACAGUAUGUCUUUGUGUAUACAUAUACAAAUCCCAGCUAUUUCACAAAUCCCAUUUACAUGUUGAGAAAUUUGGUAUGUUCAAUCUGUCACAGUUCAUUAAUAGUAACAUUUAAUCACCUCUCUGCUCUUACUUCCUGGGGCAUUUGAUCUUGCUCUUUGUGCACAGUACUUGUUUUGUAUAAAUCUUGUUUUUAAGUUAGUGGUUUUGUGGGGUGUGAACACUUAACACCUCUAGAAGUACCACGUGUAUAGGGUUAAGGCAUAAAAGUAUCGCCACAUUCUGUAAAGGAAGGACAAGGUAAGACAACUGUCUAGAUAAAAUGAACCACUAGAGUACUAACAGGAAACAAUAACAGCUAACAGCUUUGGCAUUACAAGCAAGGAAGAGCAAACUUCAGAUCUCUCUGCUCAUCAAUUUACAUUCUAUACAAAAAUCAACAGUAUGAAGGGAACAAAGUGUUUAAAACUGGUUACCAGCUUUUUCAGCCUUGUUGCUCUGAUUGGGGGUGGGACUGCGGGAAUGGGUAUAUGGUCGAAAAUAAGCAGCGAAUCAACUGAGGUGUUGAUGAAAACAGUUGAUGAAUCCUAUGCCUUGAUGAUCCACACGGCGCUUACGAGCAGCAACUUGCUCAUAGCUGGAGGCUGUUUCCUCUUUAUUAUGGGUUUGGUUGGCUGUUGUGGCACUUUGAAGAAACAAAGUUGGAUGCUCUUGGUGUUCUUCUUCGCUGUGCUCAUCAUCUUCAUUCUUCAGAUCAUUGGGGCAGUGUUCACUCUCCUCCCCAAUUCUUUGAAAGAAAAAUCAUUGAUCUCAUUAGAAACAAAAGUUGUUGAGACCAUUGAGAAGAACUACAAACCAAACACUACAUUCAUUAGCAUGUGGGACGAAGCUAUGAAUAAGCUGAAAUGUUGUGGAUACAAAGGCUAUGAUGACUUCACAAAUUCCAGCUUUGUAAAGGAAAAGUCAUCAUACCCCAUGCAAUGCUGUGAUUCAAAAAUUCCAUGUAAAAAAGACGAAGCUAUGCGCAAAGGAGUGAAGGGCUGCUCUAAAGUGCUAUUGGAAGAAAACAUCCCUGGGUCUGCACAUUUGUCCUUUCUGAUGGGUAUUGUAGAGAUUGUUGCAAUGGUUAUUUCCCUGAAAGUCUAUCGAUGCUUGAAGUAUGUACCUUUUUUGCCAGACUGACAUGUUUGAAAGUCAUCUUUGCUGUGCUGUCAUAAACAAACGUUGACAGUAACACAUUGCAGUAAGGUUGUAAACAGUACUUUUACUGCACUUAAUGUUAAUUUUAACAUAUAUUAACUCAUGAAAGUUGUUCUACUAAUACAUUCAAAGUUGUAUGUUAAUGCAUUAACUAACAUGAACUAGCAAUUAAUAAUUGUGUUUUCCUAAAUUGACAUUAAUCAAAUAUUAAAGAUUAAUAAAUGCUGUAAAAAAUAUAUUGUUCAUUUUUAGUUCUUAAUACCUAAUUCUAAUGUAAACAAAUAGAACCUUAUUAUAAAGUUUUAUUAUGUAGACUGUUAUAAUGUAUGGAAGAUCUUUGUAAUAUUAUUGUGUGUCAUUUAUACACAGUGCCGUCAGAAAGUAUUCACCCCCUUUCAUUGUUAAUUUUUUUUUUUCCAUUUAAAUGUUUUCUUCAUAAACAUUUAUAUCUCCAGAAUGAAAGACUUUGAUUCCUUAUCUGAUUUUUUUUUUUUUCUUUUUUUUUUUCGUGGUAUAUAUCUUUGGUAAAUGCCUUCUGCACAAUUACUUCUGCAGUGCAAAUACUGUAAGAUCAUACUCCACCAAAUUAGAUGGAGAGUGUCAAUGUCUUGAAUCUGUUCCUUUUUUUUAAAUCUGGAGAAAGCGAAAAUAAAAGCAAACUUAGA